CAGUGCCGAGUGCUACAGACUCUCUUGAGUACACAUAGAACCGUCGUUUUUUAACUCACAAACGAGAGACGCGUCAGCGUCUAGCUGGAAUAUUUCAAAAAAAAAAAAAUCAUCUUGGUGUUUUUUUUUUAUUUUAUUUUAGUGUAAGAAUUUUUAUUUAAAAAAAAAAAAUUUUUUUUCUCAAAUCAUUUCUCAAUUUUUGAAAACGAAAAUUUUAUUGUGUGUCUAAAAGAAGAGAGAAAGAGAGGUGCGCUGGACCAACAGUGGGGCCCGUUCGACUAUAAGAUCGGACCCAACAACACCAGAUAAAUGAAGAUGACGUGGUAGCCAUUUUCCAGUGGAACUAAAACCCGCAGAACUCGGAACCAGUUCACAAUGGUUGGAGUUCGAAACUACUUUUUAAUAGGAAAUCUUAUUUUCCUCUUCACUAUUUUUGGCCCAGGUCUCGGGGAGCCACAAUAUGGACAACCAAAGCCACCAAUAAGAGGCAUUAAACCAAAGAGAAUUCAUCCCUGCGAACAGAGUUCCUGUUAUCCUGCGACAGGUAAUUUAUUAAUUGGAAGGACAGAUAAAUUAAAAGCAUCGUCGACAUGUGGUUCAAAUGGACCAGAGAGAUAUUGUAUUGUCUCACAUUUGAAGGAUAGAAAAAAAUGCUUUUUCUGCGAUGCAUCAUCACAAAAGAAACAACACAGUAUUGAAAAUAUCGUUAGUGGAGUACCACAUAGAACAUGGUGGCAAGCAGAAAAUGGAGUGGAAAAUGUAACAGUCACAUUUGAUUUGGAAGCAGAAUUUCAUUUUACACAUAUAAUUAUUCGCUUUCAAACAUUUCGACCAGCUGCAAUGUUAAUUGAAAGAUCUUAUGAUUCUGGUAAAACAUGGCAGGUUUAUCGAUAUUUUGCACACAAUUGCGAACAAUUUUUCCCCGGUAUACCAACACAUGCACCACAAAAAUUAACAGAUGUCAUAUGUGAAACGAGAUAUUCACACGUUGCACCAUCACAAAAUGGAGAUCUUAUUUUUAGAGUUCUGCCAUCAAAUUUAUUGAUCAGCAAUCCCUAUUCAAAGGAAGUGCAAAAUCUUCUAAAGAUAACAAAUUUGAGAAUAAAUUUCACAAAACUACAUACACUUGGCGAUGAUCUUUUAGAUAAUCGUGCGGAAAUUCGUGAAAAAUAUUAUUAUGCAAUCAACGAUAUGGUAAUAAGAGGAUCAUGCUCAUGCUAUGGUCAUGCAUCGAGAUGUCUACCAUUGCCUGGAGUGGCUAAUGAAGAGAAUAUGGUACAUGGAAGAUGUGAAUGUACACACAAUACAAAAGGAUUAAAUUGUGAAUUAUGCGAAGAUUUUUAUAAUGAUUUACCAUGGAAGCCAGCAGUUGGAAAACAAACAAAUGCAUGUCGUGAAUGUAAUUGUAAUAAUCACACAACAUCAUGUCAUUUUGAUCAAGCAGUUUAUGAAAGAUCGGGAAAAUUAUCAGGUGGUGUUUGUGAUAAUUGUCUACACAAUACGAGAGGACAAAAUUGCGAGCAAUGCUCACUUUAUUAUUAUCACGAUGAGAGUAAACAUAUUUCUGAUCCUUAUGCUUGUCAACCCUGCGAAUGCGAUCCUCGUGGAUCAUUGGACGAGGGAAUUUGUGAUUCACGAACUGAUAUUCUCAGCGGUGAAGAAUCAGGCAAAUGUCAUUGUAAAAUCAAUGUUCAAGGACGUAAUUGUAACGAGUGUAAAAAUGGCUUUUGGAAUUUUGACGAGAAAAAUCCCGAAGGAUGUCAAGCAUGUACUUGCCAUAUUCUUGGAACUGUCAACAAUGAGGGUUGUGAUGUUUUCACUGGUGAAUGUACUUGCAAACGACACGUGACAGGACGUGAUUGUAAUCAAUGUUUACCCGAGUAUUAUGGUCUAUCGGAUGAUGCUGAUGGUUGUAAACCAUGUGAUUGUGAUCCCGGUGGUGCAUUGGAGAAUUCCUGUGAUGUUGUCACUGGACAAUGUCGUUGUCGACCACACGUCACUGGACGAACGUGCAAUCAACCCGAACAAAGUUAUUACACGGGUUAUCUUGAUCUUUUGACCUAUGAGGGAGAGCUGGCAAGAGGAACUGACAAUUGCCAAGUAGUGAUCAGAGAGCCGUACAGAGAUGGAAGGAACAACACAUGGACGGGAAUUGGAUUCAUGAAAGCCCUGGAGGGAUCGACGUUGAAUUUCACUAUUGAUGAUAUAUAUAGAUCAAUGUGGUAUGAUAUUAUAGUGAGAUAUGAGCCAGUGCAAGCUGGUACGUGGGAAGAUGUGCAAAUUGUCAUUGAACGGAACGAACCAGUUGAUCCUAAUGGUCCCUGUGCUGAAUGGAAGCCAGAUGAUGAUCGUUUGUGGACCCAAUUGCCAGCAAACGCUAGAAGUGCUGUUGCAAUUCCUUCAGUUUGUUUGGAAGCUGGAAAACAAUACUCUAUUCUGUUGACCUUGAGGAAAUUCAAUGGUCCCGCUGAUACACCAUCGGCUUCGAUUCUUGUUGAUUCAAUUGUACUGAGGCCAAAGAUAGAUUUUAUUCCAAUCUUCACUGAUCCAGGUGUGGGAGAACUGCGACGCCAUGAAUAUGAUGGUUACAGAUGUAGCGAGUACUUCAACAACGUUGGUUAUAAUCAUGAUGCACCAGAAAAGUGUAACAAGUACUACAACAGCAUCGGUUACUACGUUUAUGAUGGUGCUCAUUUAUGUGAAUGUAAUCCAACUGGAUCGCACAGUGCCUUUUGUGACAAUUACGGUGGGAAUUGUCACUGUAAACAAAAUGUUGUUGGCAGACGUUGUGAUCGUUGUGCUCCAGGAACAUAUGGAUUUGGUCCACAAGGAUGUAUUUCAUGUGAUUGUGAUGGUGUUGGUGCUUUGGAUAAUUUUUGCGAUGUUGAAACUGGUCGUUGUAAAUGUCGACCAAACACAUAUUCACGAACUUGUGGGCAGUGUGAACCUGGAUUUUGGAAUUUCCCCCAUUGUCAACGAUGUGAAUGCAAUGGACACGCCGACAGUUGUGAUUCACAAACGGGAGCUUGUUUAAAUUGUCGAGAUUCAACAACUGGCCACAAUUGUGAUCGAUGCAUUGCCACUUUCUAUGGUGAUCCAAGAAUUGGAGUUGAUAUUCCAUGUCGAGCUUGUCCCUGUCCAGGAACUUUGGAUUCUGGUCACUCGUAUGCAGACAGUUGUUCUCUUGAUCCAGUGACUCAUGAUGUGAUUUGUGAAUGUCGUGAAGGUUAUUCGGGACCAAGAUGUGAUAGUUGUGCUGAGAAUUAUUUUGGCAAUCCAGAAGUGGCAGGUGGAAGUUGCACGUCCUGUGACUGUAGUAAUAAUACCGAUUUGUAUAGGCCGGGAAAUUGUGAUCCUCAUACAGGACGUUGUCUACAGUGUCUCUAUCAUACGUCUGGACCAAAUUGUCAAAUUUGCCAACCAGAUUACUUUGGCAAUGCUCUGCUGAAGGAUUGUCAGCAAUGCAAAUGUGAUGUUCUUGGUACUGAUCGAUCAGCUGGAUCUUGUGAUCAUCGAACUGGACAGUGUCCCUGUUUGCCACAUGUGAUGGGUCAACUUUGUGAUUCCUGCGAAGAAAAUCAUUGGAGAAUAGCCAGUGGACAAGGUUGUGAUCCUUGUGAGUGUGAUGCCAUUGGAAGUAUAUCCGACAGAUGCAAUCCCUUUGAUGGAACAUGUGAGUGUCGUCCCGGCUUUGGUGGCAGAAGAUGCAACGAAUGUCAAGCGAAUCACUGGGGCAAUCCAAAUGUGGAAUGUUAUCCCUGCGAGUGUGAUCAAAUAGGAUCAGCGAGCCAGCAAUGUAAUCGUGAGACUGGUGCCUGUGUUUGUCACAAAGGUAUUGGUGGUCACAAAUGUGAUCAAUGUGAUCGUAGUUACAUUGGUUUUGCACCAAAUUGCAGUCCCUGUGGCGAAUGUUUCGACAAUUGGGACAUGAUCCUCGAGGGUUUGAAGAAUAAAACAAAUUACGUUAUUGGUGAAGCGUCAAGAAUACAAAAAGUCGGAACCACUGGUGUUUAUAGUCAGGAAUUCGAUGAUAUGAUGUCUUCCAUUGAACAGGUGAAAACACUCAUUGGAAAUGCAUCAGUGAGAAGUCAAGAUCUCGAUGAACUUAAUAAAUUGGCAGAUGAUUUAAGUAAAAGUAUUUCCGAUUCUUCGGUGACUUUAGAGAAAGCUGAUGAUCUGUUGAAUAAUGUUAAGCAAAGGGUUAAUUUGAAUGAUGUUGCACUAAAGAAUUUGAAGAAUCGAACAAAUAAUCUUCAUGAGAAAGCUGUGAAUUUGAAGGAGAAUGCUACAUCUCUGCAGGAGGCAAAUGUUCAGGGUGCUUUGAAUGUCACACGAAUGAUGGCUGAACAAUCUAGACAGGCUGAAAAAAUGGCCAAUGAUACAACGAGUAUUUUGGAUGACGCCGAACGAUAUAAAAAACAUACGGAAUCAUUAAUUGCUAAAAAUAGCGAUGCUGUGGCUGAAGCACAUGAAAGAAAUAAGGAUGCACUUCAAAAAUUAGAUGAGAAGAUCAAUUCCUUUGGGCAGCUGAUGCCUGCUUUAAAUUUGAAUAUGUGUGGACAAAAUGUUUCUGAAUGUAGCAGCGUGUGCGGAGGAGCUGGAUGUGGUACAUGUGGAGGUCUUGCUUGUGAUGCUGGAGCUCUUACCAAAGCAAAUCAAGCAUUGGAUGUCGCUAAAAAACAAUCGGCCAGGAUCAAGAGUCACAGGGAUGAAGCUGAGCAACUGCUUCGAAACAUGAUUGAAGUGAAGAAUGACGCAACCUCUGCAAGAUCAAAUGCCCAAGAUGCCUUUAAUUUUGCAUCAGAUGCUCGCCAUCGUUCCGACGAGCUAAUGAAGAACAUAACUGAUCUAUCGGAUAAAAUUAGCAGCCUACUGGAUCAAACGGAGAAUAAUGAUCAUCCAACGCCAUCGCAGGUACGAACUCUCGCUCAACAAGUACUCGAGAAAAAUAUUCCUUUGAAACCCGAGGAAAUCACAGAACUAGCUGAUAAAAUCAAACACAUUGUCAGUUCACUUACAAAUCCUGAUAAAAUUCUCGAAGAGACACGAUAUGAUUUGGAACGAGCAACGAUAUUAGCAGCUCGUGCCGAACAUGCCAAAAAUGCUGCACUCGAAAAACAAAAUCUCGCAAGUAAAGUUAGUGAUCUAUUAAAUGAAGCCAAGGAAGCUCAAGAUCUCGCUGAAUCAGCCAUUACAAAAGCCAAUGAAGAUAUUACGCUAUCCGAAAAAGAUUUAACUGAAAUCAUUGAGGUAACUAGGGAUGCAAAAAAGAAAGCUGACAAUACAUCAAAAUCAGUUGACAGUCUAGAGGAGAGAUUGAAAAAAUUACAAACUCACGUUGGUAAAAAUGAAUUUAUCGUGAAACAAGAAAUUUCACACGAGGGAGCAAGAGUUGCAGAGGAUGCUAAAAUUGUUGAGAAUAAAACUAAUCAACUUGGUAGACAAUACAAAGAAGCGAGUGAUCUAUUGAAUGAUAGAGUUGACAAGAGCAAGGAGAAUAUUCAAAGAGCCAAGAGACUUUUGCAACAAGCUUCUGAGCUCACAGCCGAUACAUCGGCGAAAUUUAAAGAUCUUGAUGGAAUGGAAAGUGUCUACAAGGAUAAUGAGAGAAUUUUAAGUGGUCUUAUGGCAGACGUUGAUGCACUUACUGAAGAGAUGACACGUCAACUUGAAAGCAUUGAAUUAAAAUCUCAAGAAUACCGACAAUGUUCAACUUAGAAUCAAAUAAUUGUUUUUGAUAACAAGUAUACAGAUUUUUCAUCAAUAUAUAUAUAUAUAUAUAUAUAUAUAUAUAUAUAUAUAUAUAUAUAUAUAUAUAUAUAUAUAUAUAUAUAUAUAUACAAAAAAAAUUAUCUGAAAUAGUUUCUUUUCAAAAUUAAUCGAAUAGCUAAAUAUUUCUGUAAAAUACAAAAGAAAUUUUAACUAUUCCUGUGAAUCGUUUAGCUAUUUCAGAUAAAUCUCUUUUUGUAUAUUACAGAUUUGUUUCUCUGUAUUAAAGACGCUACAAUGGUGCCCAAACUUUUUGAUUAAUAUAUUUUUUAAUUGAAUCAAAAUAAUUAAAAAUUUUCAUGGAAAAUAGAAUUAUUAAAUUAUUUUUAAUUUUUAAUUUGAACAAUGCAAAAAUUUUAUGAUAAAAAGAAUCGAGAAAAUAAUAAUAAAUUAUUAUUUUUGAAAAAAAGAAAUGAUAAAAAUUUGAAUAUAUUUUUCUUGUUAAAUUUUCAAUUAUAGAAAAUUAUGUUAAUCAAAAAUAAAUGGGUUUUAAUAGUCAGAGAUUUUGUAAUAUAUGUAUAGGAUUAUUUGACGAGACUUUCUGCAAUAAUGUAAAUGUGAAGAGGUAGGCUCAUAUUUUUUUUUUAAGUUCAAAAAAUAUAAUGAAAGAGAAUUUUUUUUAAAUACUAGUUUUUAAUACUCAUAAUUAGUUAAUAGCGAAUUUUUAUUAUUUUUAGUUUUAGUAAUUUUUAAACCAAAAAUUAGAAACAUCAAUUAAAUUUGAAGUUUAGGAAUAGAAUUUUUCUUCUAAAUUUAAAAUUAAGAAAAAUGAUUGAAAAUUAGAAAAAUAAAACAAACUUAAAUCGAUAGGUUAAAUUUUUUAAUUUAAGAUACAAGAAAUCUUUUUUUUUUAAGUCUUAUUCUUCACAUUUACAAUUUCUCUAUCUUCUUAAUGACAAAAAAAGAUAUAAAUUUGCAAUUAAUUUUUAAACGAUUGCAAAAAUCUAUCAUUUUUUUCAAGCCCUCUGAUUUAAUUUUUAAAAAAAAUUUUCUGGCAAUUUGACGUACUUAUAAAAUACCAGUGAUGAAUUUACAAAUAAGAAACUGUAAAUCAAAUACACUGAUUAAGUGAUAAGAAUUCUUUUUUUUUAUAUAUAUAUAAUUUCAAAAAAUUCCGUUUCUUAUUAAUACUUUGAAAAUAAUAAAAGCAUUCCAAAUGAAUCUUCAAAAUUGAGUUUGGGACCAGUUGAAAAAAAGAAACAAAAAAAAAAUUCGUCUUUAUUCCGUGACUCUGACUUUCUUACAAGUGCCAUAUAUAAAUUUGGACCACCGUGUUCAAUAGCUUAAGAGGCAAAUUAUACUUUUUACUCGAACUGAACAAGAAUGUACAUAAAGAUAUUAUUAUAUAACAAUUCAUCAGAAUCAUAUCCAUAUCUUUUGCAGGAUGCCUUGUACUCUCUUAGAUAAUUAGUAAAGUAAGAAUAAUAAUAAUUUAAGAAUUAUUGAAUUUUAUAGAGAUUUUUUGCACAGAGAUUAAAAUGACCAGUAAAUAAACUUAAAAAAAAAUCGUAAAUCAAAUAUUUGAACCGCGUUUUGGUUCGUAUAUAUAUAUUUAAUAUACUUUGUUAUCAUUGUAAGCUAGAGAAUAUUUAGAAAAAUAAAGGAAAUUUAAAAAGAAAAA
Leptopilina boulardi is the source of this 7390-nucleotide messenger RNA. It is a transcript of the gene LanB1, whose product is annotated as laminin subunit beta-1. The transcript is spliced from 14 exons. NCBI's taxonomy places the organism in Eukaryota, Metazoa, Arthropoda, Insecta, Hymenoptera, Figitidae. The record is from RefSeq and is a predicted model, not a curated record. Gene Ontology annotation, cellular component: laminin trimer. Gene Ontology annotation, biological process: substrate adhesion-dependent cell spreading; cell migration; basement membrane assembly. The coding region runs from base 376 to 5718 and encodes 1780 amino acids.